AGAGAGAGAGAGAGAGAGAGAGAGAGAGAGAGAGAGAGAGCUUACUCCAGGUUUACAGGACAGAACAUAUUGAUUCUUGCUUCUGUGUUGAUAAAAGGCCUUUUGAAAACAGCAAACCAAUCGGUGCUUAUCAGGUCUGCUGGGAAAUGCACAAGUUCAUCCCAGGGAGUUCAUUCUUGGCUUUCCAGGCAAGUCGGGUCCAACCACACACCCCUGUCCUGAUACCUCCACAGAGCCGAGCCAUGGCUAGCCACCCAUUGAUUGUGCCCCCCCCGGCCUCCCUGAGGAAGCCCCUGGAUGUCCCAAACACACUUCUGUUGGGACCUGGACCUGCCAAUGUUUCUUCUCGGGUCAUGCUUGCAGGGGGCCACCAAAUGAUUGGACACAUGCAGAAUGAUAUGCAUCGGAUCAUGGAUGAGAUCAAAGAUGGCAUCCGGUAUGCUUUCCAAACACAGAACAAGCUCACUCUGGCCAUCAGUGGCUCCGGACACACAGUUAUGGAAGUUGCCAUGUUCAACCUGAUUGAACCUGGGGACUCCAUCCUGGUAGGAGUGAAUGGCAACUGGGGACAGCGGAUAGUGGACAUGGCUGAGAGGAUUGGAGCCAAAGUGUACCAGAUGGUGAAGGCCCCUGGAGAGUAUUAUACACUGCAAGAUGUGGAAAAGGGUCUCACUCAACAUAAACCUAUGGUGCUCUUUCUCACCCAUGGAGAAUCAUCCACUGGAGUAGUCCAGCCAUUGGAUGGAUAUGGUGAUCUUUGCCACAGGCAUAAUUGUUUGCUCCUGGUGGACUCCGUAGCCUCGUUAGGGGGAGCUCCAAUUUACAUGGACAAGCAAGGCAUUGACAUCUUGUACUCUGGCUCUCAGAAAGUCUUAAAUUCCCCUCCUGGCACUUCCAUGAUUUCCUUCAGUGAAAAAGCUGGAAAUAAGAUUUUUAAUCGGAAGACAAAGCCUUUUUCUUUUAAUUUGGAUAUGAAGUGGCUGGCCAACUUUUGGGGUUGUGAUGACAAUCCUAGAGUGUAUCAUCACACACCCCCAGUCAUCAGCCUCUUUGCCCUUCGAGAGAGUUUGGCCCUGUUAGCUGAAGAGGGCCUGGAGAAGAGCUGGAAGAAACAUCGGGAGGCCACUGACUACCUGCACAAAGAACUUCAGAAGCUGGGCUUCCAGCUCUUUGUGAAGGACCCGAAGGUGAGGUUACCCACAGUCACUGCAGUGGCUGUUCCUCUGGGAUACAACUGGAAGGACAUCACCUCCUAUGUCUUGAAGCAUUACAGCAUUGAGAUCACCGGAGGCCUGGGACCCUCUGCAGGACAGGUGCUGAGGAUUGGUCUCCUUGGGUGCAAUGCCACCAAAGCCAACGUGGACCGAGUCAUCCUAGCCUUGAAGGAUGCCCUGCAGCAUUGCCCCAAGAACAAGCUGUAGGGGCUCCCGCCCCCUCACCCUCCUCCUCAUCUGAAAUAAGCUAAACCUUAACUUGAUUGAACUGGGGGCGGGUGAGAAUCUAAGGGAGAGGGAGCCAGAGAAAGAGGAGGGAAGAUGUAUCCUCUUGAAAAAGGAAGAGAGGACAGGCAGGGUGACAGGGUUAGGGGGCCCCUCUCCGUUCCUUGUCUUCAUGGGCCCCCCUUCUGUUCUGGUGGUGUCUCCUUCGCAUAUGGGCUAAUCAUCCCUCGGUUCCUUUUCUGUAGAGCUCAGAGCCCCAAACCUCCGGAAAAUGGUCUUUGCAGCUUCUGAUUUCUCAAGGGUUUUCUGGGAAACUGGUGUCAGCCCAAUCCAUGCCUAUGUCGUUCUUGAAUUAAAGAACCUGUUUAGUCUGC
Trichosurus vulpecula (common brushtail) is the source of this 1813-nucleotide messenger RNA. It is a transcript of the gene AGXT, whose product is annotated as alanine--glyoxylate and serine--pyruvate aminotransferase. Gene Ontology annotation, molecular function: L-alanine:glyoxylate transaminase activity; L-serine:pyruvate transaminase activity. The record is from RefSeq and is a predicted model, not a curated record. The transcript is spliced from 11 exons. Gene Ontology annotation, cellular component: peroxisome. The coding region runs from base 147 to 1421 and encodes 424 amino acids. NCBI's taxonomy places the organism in Eukaryota, Metazoa, Chordata, Mammalia, Diprotodontia, Phalangeridae.